CUCGCAGCGACCACGGCAACAUGGCCCUGAACGGCGCUGAAGUCGACGACUUCUGCUGGGAGCCUCCGAGCGAGGCGGAGACGAAGGUGUUGCAGGCGCGCCGGGAGCGGCAGGAUCGCAUCUCUCGGCUCAUGGGCGACUACCUGCUGCGGGGUUACCGCAUGCUGGGCGAGACGUGCGCGGAGUGCGGGACGAUCCUCCUGCAAGACAAACAGCGCAAAGUGUACUGCGUGGCGUGUCAGGAGCUGGACUCGGACGUGGACAAAGACAAUCCGGCCCUGAACGCACAGGCCGCCCUGUCCCAGGCCCGGGAGCACCAGCUGGCCUCGGCCACAGAGCCCCCCGCGGGGCCUCGGCCGGCCCCUCAGCCCCCCGUGCCCCGGCCGGAGCACUGCGAGGGAGCUGCGGCCGGGCUCAAGGCUGCCCAGGGCCCGCCGCCCAUCGCCACGCCCGGGCCCCCCAGCGCCGUCCCUCCGCUCGCAGACACCGCCGUGGCCUGCACGCAGGCCGCCCUCCUGCAGAAGCUGAGCUGGGCCUCGGCCGAGCUGGGCUGCAGCACGUCGGUGGAGGCCAGCGUCCAGCUGUGCGGCCUGAUCCGGGCGUGCGCCGAGGCCCUGCACAGCCUCAAGCAGCUGCAGCACUGAGAGAGAGAAAACCCCCCCCCGAGAAAAAAACCUGUGGGGCUCGGGGAAAACAAGAAGGCUGUUUCUCCGCG
Messenger RNA from Ochotona curzoniae (black-lipped pika), 715 nucleotides. RefSeq names its product zinc ribbon domain containing 2 (gene ZNRD2). The transcript has 4 exons. Bases 21 to 644 code for a protein of 207 amino acids. Lineage: Eukaryota; Metazoa; Chordata; Mammalia; Lagomorpha; Ochotonidae. The record is from RefSeq and is a predicted model, not a curated record.